Schistocerca serialis cubense is the source of this 1449-nucleotide messenger RNA. RefSeq names its product polyisoprenoid diphosphate/phosphate phosphohydrolase PLPP6. The record is from RefSeq and is a predicted model, not a curated record. The transcript is spliced from 4 exons. Bases 160 to 801 code for a protein of 213 amino acids. NCBI's taxonomy places the organism in Eukaryota, Metazoa, Arthropoda, Insecta, Orthoptera, Acrididae. Gene Ontology annotation, molecular function: sphingosine-1-phosphate phosphatase activity.
GGUGUUUAAAAAUAAAUACAGACGAUUGUCAUCUUUGGUAGUGUCGUGUGCGUGUGACUGACGUUUGUUUAUGGAGAUUAUGCGAAGAGAUAAAGCAUCUGAAAAAAGCGAAGAUAAGAGAUUGAGCUAGACAGUCAUUUAACUACAGAGUUCACAAACAUGGGCCAGAAGCGAGAGAUCCCACCUGCUCUGCAAAAGCUCCUGGCCUUAGAUGUUCAUCUUACUAAUCAGUUUUGUAUCUGGGCUAAUCACUUUUUACCACUUAAAUCACUGAGAAUACAUUACAAAUUUCUUGAGGUAUCGUGCCACGGUGUACCAUGGAUAGCAGCAUGGCUAGCCUUUAUCUGGCUGUGGGAUCAUCCAUCACUCUACCAAAUGCAGAUGAACUUUCUCAUUGGACUGCUGUUGGACAUAGUUUUGGUAGCUGUGUUAAAAGCUGUGACACGCCGAAGACGUCCUGUGGCCAAUAAAUCGGACAUGUUUGGAGUAGUUGGACCAGAUAAAUUUUCAUUUCCAUCUGGACAUGCAUCCCGAGCUACAAUGGUUGCGUGUUUCUUCCUGUGGGUGUGGCCUGUGCAUUUUCUUUUCCAGGGACCUAUUCUAGCAUGGGCAGGCAGUGUCUGCCUGUCAAGGUUGCUGUUGCAGCGACAUCACAUUUUGGAUGUAACAGCUGGUGUGCUGCUGGGUGUGUUUGAGACUUGGUUCAUUUACAAUAUUGUCUGGUUGUCACAGGAGUCUGCCACUUGGGCAGUCUCGUGGCUUUCAGAUGAGCGAACAGAUGGAGGCAGCUACCAUGUCUAGCCAGGUGCUACUAAUUUCUGUCCGUGAGCCUGGAUAUGUGUGUGUAUGUGCGUGCAGUCCUGAAUUUAGCAUCUAAACUAUUAGCUUGUUCUGUUAUUAGAAGGAGAGGUAAUAAGCAACACUGACUUCAGAAAUACACAAAGGGUAUAAUUUAAAUAAUUGUAUGGAAAAUCUAUUUUUAUUACAUCAGGAGCAUUGCUAGGAUAUUCUUGUUUUAGAGAGCUUCAGCUUUUCUUAUUUGAUUGGUUAAGUAAAGGUGGACAGUAUACUUUUAAAUAAUUUGCUCACGCUCAUUGUUUUAUAUGCAUUAUUUUAAUGAGGGGCUUCCGUGAGAGGAGGCUUGGUACAAAUACUUGAAUCCAUUAGGUUAAAUUACUCCAAAAACUGCAACCACUGUCAUAUAAUUGUUAAAUGGGAGUUGCUGCUCCUCAUAUAUUCUGUGUUGACAGUGAGAAAAUGGAGCAUCUGCUCAUUGUUUAUAAAAGUAGGAGCUACUGAGCAAUACAGUGAUAAAACAGUUGUUGUUUGAGGCAUGGGUUUCACAAUAACCAAGUUUUGUUUGUUAGAAACAACUAAAAAUAGCAAAACUAUAAAAAAGUGUGUGUGUGUGUGUGUGUGUGUGUGUGUGUGUGUGUGUGAGAGAGAGAG